Drosophila bipectinata is the source of this 1328-nucleotide messenger RNA. RefSeq names its product BTB/POZ domain-containing adapter for CUL3-mediated RhoA degradation protein 3. Gene Ontology annotation, molecular function: protein binding. The record is from RefSeq and is a predicted model, not a curated record. Gene Ontology annotation, biological process: protein homooligomerization. Lineage: Eukaryota; Metazoa; Arthropoda; Insecta; Diptera; Drosophilidae.
UUGAUUACGGAAAUUUCUUUAAUAUAUUUCAAAAAUUUCUAUAUUGUUUUUUUUAACAUUUAUAUUAAUUGAUUAAAUAAAAGUAGACUAUGCACUCGAUAUGAGCAGGGAUAGUGAAAUUGCGUUAAAUACGUCUAAGAAAAAGGGCGUCGACCCAACUUGUAGUGCUAAACCAGUGCUGAGUUGUGUUGAUGAUUUGGUUCUUUUACAAUCGGAAGCAAGGUUUAAAGAUUAUCAACUUCAUGAAAAAACGCAAAAUAUGUCAGGGGAUCAGAAAUUGUUGCUGAAAGGUCAAUCUUCUCAGUAUGUUAAAUUAAAUGUCGGUGGUAGUUUGUACUAUACGACUGUUGGCACAUUGACUAAACAUAAUGAUACAAUGCUCAGCGCGAUGUUUAGCGGUCGUAUGGAAGUAUUAACUGAUUCAGAAGGUUGGAUUUUAAUCGAUCGUUGCGGGAAUCAUUUCGGAAUUAUUCUUAAUUUUUUACGUGACAGUUCUGUACCACUACCCGAAACCAACAAGGAAAUAGCCGAAUUACAUGCCGAAGCAAAAUAUUAUUGCAUUACAGAAUUGGCUUUGUCCUGCGAAAGGGCCUUGUAUGCACACCAAGAACCAAAGCCAAUUUGUCGUAUUCCUUUGAUAACUUCACAAAAAGAGGAGCAGCUUUUAAUAAGUGGAUCGUCGAAACCAGCGGUUAUUCUGGUGGUACAGCGUCAAAACAAUAAAUAUUCAUACACAAGUACAUCAGAUGACAACUUACUUAAAAAUAUAGAACUUUUUGAUAAGCUAUCACUGCGGUUUAACGAACGCAUUUUGUUUAUCAAAGACGUUAUUGGUCCAAGCGAAAUAUGUUGCUGGUCCUUUUACGGUCAUGCUAAGAAAGUUGCUGAAGUGUGUUGUACUUCGAUAGUUUAUGCUACUGAUCGAAAGCAUACCAAGGUUGAGUUUCCCGAAGCACGUAUUUACGAAGAAACACUCCAAGUCUUACUUUAUGAAAAUCGAAAUGCUCCUGACCAAGAACUUAUGCAGGCCACAUCUUCAGUUCGAGUGGGUAGCGUCGGUGGCACAAGCCUGCAGCAAUACACAAGUGACGAAGAAGAAGAACGCACUGGUCUGGCUCGGUUACGAAUUAACAAGCGAAACAACCCAGCUUAACUUUUUGGACACUCAUCUUGUUAUAAUUGAUCGCGUUGCAAAAUUAUAGUAUCAUUGUAUACUUUAUAAAAUGAUCAAUCUAAAAAAAUUUGUUCAGUAUAAUAUAUAAAUUACUCAAUAUCGAUUUUGUGUGCUUUUACUGCAAUAAAAAACGAGAUGAAUUUCUGACGCAGAA